Messenger RNA from Acanthisitta chloris (rifleman), 3775 nucleotides. RefSeq names its product suppressor of glucose, autophagy associated 1 (gene MTCL2). The record is from RefSeq and is a predicted model, not a curated record. NCBI's taxonomy places the organism in Eukaryota, Metazoa, Chordata, Aves, Passeriformes, Acanthisittidae. Gene Ontology annotation, biological process: insulin receptor signaling pathway; regulation of autophagy.
GAGCCCUCGGCCGCCUCCGUGGCCAGCAGCCGCCUGCAGCUCAGCACCUCGCUCGCCUUCUCCGACCUCACCGAGGAGAUGCUGGACGCCAGCACCGACGGGCUGCUCCGCGAGCUGGAGGACCUGCGCUCCGAGAACGACUAUCUCAAGGAUGAGAUCGAAGAGCUGCGCGCCGAGAUGCUGGAGAUGAGGGAUGUCUAUAUGGAGGAGGAUGUGUACCAGCUGCAGGAGCUCCGGCAGCAGCUGGACCAGGCCAGCAAGACAUGCCGCAUCCUGCAGUACAGGCUGCGCAAGGCUGAGCGCCGCAGCCUGCGCGUGGCACAGACAGGCCAGGUGGACGGAGAGCUCAUCCACAGCCUCGAGCAGGACGUCAAGGUGGCCAAGGACGUCUCUGUGCGGCUCCACAAUGAGCUGGAGGUGGUGGAGAAGAAGAGGAUCAAGCUGGAGGAGGAGAACGAGGACCUGCGUCAGCGGCUCAUUGAGACUGAGCUGGCCAAGCAGGUGGUGCAGAACGAGAUGGACAAGCUCCGAGAGAAUUCCCUGAAGAAGCGUGGGUCUCGCUCCAUCGGGAAGACCGAGAAGAAGCCAUCCGUGCAGGAGGACAGUGCAGACCUGAAGUGCCAGCUGCAUUUUGCCAAGGAGGAGUCAGCCCUGAUGUGCAAGAAGCUGACCAAGCUGGCCAAGGAGAAUGAUGGCAUGAAGGAGGAGCUGCUGAAGUACAGGUCCGACAGCUCCCUCUCCGUGGAGGAGCUGGCUGACUCUCCCCACUCCCGGGAGGCUGAGUUGAAGGUCCACCUCAAGCUGGUGGAGGAGGAGGCCAACAUCCUCAGCCGGAGGAUAGUGGAGCUGGAGGUGGAAAACCGCGGGCUGCGGGCAGAGAUGGAUGACAUGAAGGGCCAGGGGGACCGAGAGCUGCCGGGGCAGGACACGCGGUUCCUGGUGGGCAUCUCCAGCUGUGGGGAUGCAGGGGACACGGUGGCAGAGCUACGCCGGCACCUGCAGUUUGUGGAGGAGGAGGCUGAGCUGCUGAGGCGCUCACUGCUGGAGCUGGAGGACCAGAACAAGCUCCUCCUGAACGAGCUGAGCAAGUACAAGUCUGACCACGAGCUGGACGUGACGCUGUCGGAGGACAGCUGCUCGGUGGUCAGCGAGCCCUCGCAGGAGGAGCUGGCCACGGCCAAGGUGCAGAUCAGCGAGCUGAGCGGCAAGGUGAAGAAGCUGCAGUAUGAGAACCGUGUGCUGCUCUCCAACCUGCAGCGCUGUGACCUGGCCUCCUGCCAGACCACCCGGCCCAUGCUGGAGACGGACGCCGAGGCCGGGGACUCGGCACAGUGCAUCCCCACAACCGGCUGGAGGGACGGGACGGGCGGCAGCGAAGCCGACGGGCAGGACAGGGUGCCUGGCGGUGGGAAGGUGUCUGAUGGUCCCACCAAGCUGCUCAAGCCCAAGGACCUGGAGACCUUGCUGGGCAUCCGGGACCAGGCGAUGCUUGUCAGCAAAGCGAUUGACAUCUUGAUUUCGGAUGCCAACGGCUUCACCUCUGGACUGAAGGCUUGCUUGGACAACGAGUGUGCAGGGGUGCUGCUGGGCGAGGCGGUGGGCAGCGGUGGUGAGAGCCCCAGCGAUGCCAAGCUGAUGAAUGUGCUCCUCAUGCGGCUGGGUGUGCUCCAGGACGCCGACCCUUACCGCAUCCCCCACGCCAAGGACACGGACCCCACACAUCCCCGGAGCUACAAAACCUGCCGGCCUGAGGAGAACGACUCCUACGCCACCGAGAUGAAGGAGCUGCAGCUGGUGCUGUCAGAGGCCAACGAGAGCCUGAGGGGACUGCAGGAGCAGCUCUCACAGGAGAGACAGCUGAGGAAGGACGAGGUGGACAACUUCUCACAGAAGAUCUGCCAGCUGAAGGAGGACCACCAGAAAGCACUGCUGCGACGGGAGUUCGAGCUGCAGAGCCUGAACCUACAGAGGCGUUUGGAGCAGAAGUUCUGGAGCCAGGAGAAGAACCUGCUGGUGCAGGAGUCACAGCAGUUCAGGCAGAGCUUCCUCCUGCUCUUCAUGAAGCUCAAGUGGUUCCUCAAGCGCUGGCGUCAGGGCAAGAUGGUGCACAGCGAGGGCGAGGACUUUUUGGAGGUGAACAGCAUGAAGGAGCUGUACCUGCUGCUGGAGGAGGAGGAGCUCGCCCCGCAGCAACAGGCAGACAACAAGAUGUGUGCCGGGGAGAGCUGGACCCCCAACACGCCCAACGAGUGCAUCAAGACGCUGGCGGACAUGAAGGUGACCCUGAAGGAGCUGUGCACGGAGCUGCGGGAGGAGCGACGCGGGGCCAGCGAGCUGCAGCAGCAGUUCAACACGGCCAAGGCUGCCUGGGAGAUGGAGCGUGCUGAGCUCAAGUGCCACAUCGCCCAGCUGGAGUCAAAGGCAGGCAAAGGGAUUGCAGAGCGUGCACUGCCAGACUGGAAGGUGGCGUUGAAGAGGGAGCGUGAGGAGCACCAACAUCUCCUGGCUGAGUCCUACAGUGCCGUCAUGGACCUCACGAAGCAGCUGCAGAUCAGUGAGAAGAACUGGAACCAGGAGAAGGUGGAGCUGCUGGCCCGCUUCAAGGAGGAGCAGCAGCAGGCAGAGCAGCAAGCGAAGGACCUGCAGAACAAACUCAACCAGUUGCAGAAGGGAACCAACCCAUGGGCAUUGAAGCACUCUGAAAUGGAGAAGCAUGGCAGCAACUGGAAAGAGGCUCUCAAUGAGAAAAUCACAGACAAGGAGACAAUCUCGGAAGCAGAAGCCAAGGGAACCAACCUCAAAAGGACCAAGUCUGUUUCCUCCAUGUCAGAGUUUGAAAGCUUGCUUGACUGUUCUCCCUACCUCCCUGGAAAGACUGUGCCAGGGCUGGGUGACCAUUCCCUGGGCAAAAAGGCAUCCUCAACCACCCAGCUGCUGCCCAACGGGAUCCGGGACAGCGCCAGCCUUCCUCCCUCAAACUGUACAUAUGUGAAUAUUGAACAACCUGCCCCUGACAGCCUGGCCAAGGAGAAGCUUGGCAUCUCCUCCUGGGACUACUCACGGGCAAACAGCCUCUCUGGGCAAGACCCAGCCCAGAAGCAGAUACAGAGGAGCUACACAGCACCUGACAAGACAGGGAUCCGCAUCUACUACAGCCCACCGGUGGUGCGGCGGCUGGAGGCACCUCUGGUGCACAACAAGGAGGGGAAGAUCAUGAUUGAACCUGGAUUCUUGUUCACCAUGGCCAAGCCGAAGGAGCCGGAGGAGUCAGCCAGUGCCGAGGGCACCUACAGCCAGUGGCUGGGCAACUUCUCCAAGCAGCAGCGGGAGCUGCUGGACAGCGGUGCGGUGGAGAGCGCGGUGCCGCCAGUGCCUCACUUCCCCCCGUCACUGCACGACCUGGAGAUCUCCGGCAACAUGAGCGAUGACAUGAAGGAGAUCACCAACUGCGUGCGGCAGGCCAUCCGCUCCAUGAGCGUUGGCCUCCAGACCGACCUGCCGCGCAGCAGCGGCGUGCACGGCAAGAGCUGGUCCCCGCGCAGCUCCUCUCUGGUGUCUGUGCGCAGCAAGCAGAUCUCCUCCUCCCUGGACAAGGUCCACUCCAGGAUUGAGCGGCCGUGCUGCUCCCCAAAAUACGGGUCUCCAAAGCUCCAGAGGAGGUCUUCCUCCAAGCUGGAUGCCUCCAAGGACAGGAGCCUCUGGAACCUGCACCAGGGCAAGCAGAACGGCUCUGCCUGGGCUCGUUCCACCACCACCCGCGACAGCCCCGUCCUCA